Messenger RNA from Pan troglodytes (chimpanzee), 2287 nucleotides. RefSeq lists its product as uncharacterized. The record is from RefSeq and is a predicted model, not a curated record. The transcript has 3 exons. Gene Ontology annotation, molecular function: protein binding. NCBI's taxonomy places the organism in Eukaryota, Metazoa, Chordata, Mammalia, Primates, Hominidae.
AUGCGGCCCAGACUGGACUUAGCGCUGCCGCUGGGCCCGCCUCUGUCAGUCUUCCUGACCCCUUCCCCACCCCCUGGGCCUUGGGAAUGGACCCAUGGCCCCACCCAGCGCCGUCAGCGCCCGGCACUGCCACCCGGGUCCAGGCCGCUGCCUGCACGUGGGAUCCGUCGGGCAGCCGGGGACAGAAAAGACCCCGCCGUUGGGACGCAGGGCAGAGCCGGCCACCUAGUCCCUUCCAGCCAGCAGAGGCGAGGGAAGGCGUCACUGCCCCAGCGGGGAGACGGGCAGGACGCCCUGCCCCGCACCAGCAGCCUCCGCCGGGGCGCCCUCAGCUCCCUGCUUGGCUCUGUCUCUCCACACCCGGCAGGGCCACGGGCUGCCCCAGCCCUGGGGGUCGUGGGCAGCUGCUACUCAGUGCCAACCCCGUGGGGCACAGAGCCAUAUACCUCGCUGUCCGGCCCCCACCCCAGCCUCGCCUUCCCACCCCAUUGUCUCCACUUCAGGAAAAGCCGCACUUUACACCCCCACCUGCCUCUUCCCUCUCCAUCCCUGCUCCCCGAUCCUGAGCGGUUGGGAUUUUUCAGUACCACUGGUUUUGAGCAGUCUGAUGAGGAUGUGCUUUGGUGUAUUGAGGUGUCUGAUGAGGAUGUGCUUUGGUGUAUUGAGUCUGAUGAGGAUAUGCUUUGGUGUAUUGAGGUGUCUGAUGAGGAUGUGCUUUGGUGUAUUGAGGAGUCUGAUGAGGAUGUGCUUUGGUGUAUUGAGGUGUCUGAUGAGGAUGUGCUUUGGUGUAUUGAGGUGUCUGAUGAGGAUGUGCUUUGGUGUAUUGAGGUGUCUGAUGAGGAUGUGCUUUGGUGUAUUGAGUCUGAUGAGGAUGUGCUUUGGUGUAUUGAGUCUGAUGAGGAUGUGCUUUGGUGUAUUGAGUCUGAUGAGGUUGUGCUUUGGUGUAUUGAGGUGUCUGAUGAGAAUGUGCUUUGGUGUAUUGAGGUGUCUGAUGAGGAUGUGCUUUGGUGUAUUGAGGUGUCUGAUGAGGAUGUGCUUUGGUGUAUUGAGGAGUCUGAUGAGGAUGUGCUUUGGUGUAUUGAGUCUGAUGAGGAUGUGCUUUGGUGUAUUGAGGUGUCUGAUGAGAAUGUGCUUUGGUGUAUUGAGGAGUCUGAUGAGGAUGUGCUUUGGUGUAUUGAGGUGUCUGAUGAGGAUGUGCUUUAGGGUAUUGAGUCUGAUGAGGAUAUGCUUUGGUGUAUUGAGGAGUCUGAUGAGGAUGUGCUUUGGUGUAUUGAGGAGUCUGAUGAGGAUGUGCUUUGGUGUAUUGAGGAGUCUGAUGAGGAUGUGCUUUGGUGUAUUGAGGAGUCUGAUGAGGAUGUGCUUUGGUGUAUUGAGCAGUCUGAUGAGGAUGUGCUUUGGUGUAUUGAGUCUGAUGAGGAUGUGCUUUGGUGUAUUGAGGUGUCUGAUGAGAAUGUGCUUUGGUGUAUUGAGGAGUCUGAUGAGGAUGUGCUUUGGUGUAUUGAGGUGUCUGAUGAGAAUGUGCUUUGGUGUAUUGAGGAGUCUGAUGAGGAUGUGCUUUGGUGUAUUGAGGUGUCUGAUGAGGAUGUGCUUUGGUGUAUUGAGGUGUCUGAUGAGGAUGUGCUUUGGUAUAUUGAGUCUGAUGAGGAUGUGCUUUGGUGUAUUGAGUCUGAUGAGGAUGUGCUUUGGUGUAUUGAGUCUGAUGAGGAUGUGCUUUGGUGUAUUGAGGUGUCUGAUGAGAAUGUGCUUUGGUGUAUUGAGGUGUCUGAUGAGGAUGUGCUUUGGUGUAUUGAGUCUGAUGAGGAUGUGCUUUGGUGUAUUGAGGUGUCUGAUGAGAAUGUGCUUUGGUGUAUUGAGGAGUCUGAUGAGGAUGUGCUUUGGUGUAUUGAGGUGUCUGAUGAGAAUGUGCUUUGGUGUAUUGAGGAGUCUGAUGAGGAUGUGCUUUGGUGUAUUGAGGUGUCUGAUGAGGAUGUGCUUUGGUGUAUUGAGGUGUCUGAUGAGGAUGUGCUUUGGUAUAUUGAGUCUGAUGAGGAUGUGCUUUGGUGUAUUGAGUCUGAUGAGGAUGUGCUUUGGUGUAUUGAGUCUGAUGAGGAUGUGCUUUGGUGUAUUGAGGUGUCUGAUGAGAAUGUGCUUUGGUGUAUUGAGGUGUCUGAUGAGGAUGUGCUUUGGUGUACACGUACAGUAUGUAGCCUUUGAGAUUGGCUUCUUUCAUGUUCACUGAAGGCUUCGCCAUGUCUUUUUGUGGCUUGAUGGCUCAUUUCUUUUUAGCGCUGGAUGAUACUCCAUCCUG